UUAAGACUAAAGGUCCAAGGAUAAAACAUAGCCAAUAAAAUAUUUGUGUACAUAUAUACUUUAUAUAACCAAAUAUAAUUAAUUAAAAGAACCAUUACAUUAUUUUAUUUUUAAUGUAAUAAAAAAUGCCUCCAAAAUCUAAACUGAAUUCUAAGGAAACAGGAAUGAAUAAAAAGAUUUCAGAUCAAUCAAAAUUGACACAUACUUGUGUAGAAACUAGUAGUGGUUUGAGUCAGGAAGCUGAAGAUCAAUUUGAAUUAGAAUUAUGUUGGUGUGUUCAACAGUUAGAAAUGUGUUUGUCCACUGGAAAGCUUCCUGAGAAACAAAUGCAUGACUUAAAAAGAAAUAUAAAUAUUUUAAAGAGCAAUAAUGCCUCUUUGAUAAAAAAGAGACAAAUAAUGCGUAAUACUUUAGGAAAUUAUAGAGAAAAAAUGGCUUUGGACGAACAAAAAUUUGGCAAAACAGCAUUUUCUAUCAAAUUUAUGCCUAUAGCCAAUCAAAAUAAGAAAAGUAUAUUUUUGAAGAGAGCUGCUUCUAUAUCUUCUUCUACAUCUUCAAAGGAAAAACAAUAUUUGAAAACUAUCGCACUAUAUCCAAGCUCAAAUGAAAAUACUAUUGAUAUUAAUAAUGUACAAAAUCCAUUUAAAUUUAAUUUUCAAAUUACUGAAUAAAAGAAUUUUAUAU
Apis florea (little honeybee) is the source of this 684-nucleotide messenger RNA. Its product is annotated as UPF0488 protein CG14286. The record is from RefSeq and is a predicted model, not a curated record. Lineage: Eukaryota; Metazoa; Arthropoda; Insecta; Hymenoptera; Apidae.